Messenger RNA from Callorhinchus milii (elephant shark), 4788 nucleotides. RefSeq names its product solute carrier family 40 member 1 (gene slc40a1). The record is from RefSeq and is a predicted model, not a curated record. Gene Ontology annotation, cellular component: basolateral plasma membrane. NCBI's taxonomy places the organism in Eukaryota, Metazoa, Chordata, Chondrichthyes, Chimaeriformes, Callorhinchidae. Gene Ontology annotation, biological process: iron ion transmembrane transport. Gene Ontology annotation, molecular function: peptide hormone binding; iron ion transmembrane transporter activity. The transcript has 8 exons. Bases 625 to 2352 code for a protein of 575 amino acids.
CAACUGAUGCAGUUAAUUCAGUGUGUGUGUGUGUGUGUGUGUGUGGCUCUGCAGUGACAGGGGGUAGGAUUUGGCAAGUCCUGCAGAAUUGGUUUCAUUUUAAAUAGCAGACGAUCACGGGGUCGGGCUCUGCCCACCCCUGGAAUUACCUUUGAACACCACAAGCCUCACAUCUUCCCUCCUCCUCCUCCUCCUCCUCCACCACCACCACCACCACCAUCCAUCCAUCCCACCAAAUGAUGUGAGCUGCGCUGGUUUAAAGAGCCAUGGACGCGUCGGGAAGCCCAGAGCGAAACUUCACCAUCGCAUUUUAGCGGACAAUUCGUUCAGACUUCAGCUACAGUGUUAGCUAAGUCUGGAAAACACCAUCCGACCACAGUGCUUGGCAUUUUCAGCCACUGUUUCCUUUUUUGGGGUUUUUUUUUCUCUCUCUAAUAAUAUCUAAUCAUUACCAUCGAAGAAAAAGAAACAGAAGAAAAAGAAAAGAAAAAGAAAAGAAAAAAAAAAAACACCUUACAACAAGGACCAGAAGUAAAAAUCAGGCGGAUCGAAACCCGGACGACGCACACCUGCGCAAAGUAACAAGACCGUACCCCCCACCCCCCACCUUUCUUGACCUACGAGAUGGCUGGAAUGAGAGCCUCUUUCGUGAGAAUUAACACCUCCAACAGGUUUCUAAUUUACCUGUGUCAUGGAUUGUCGACCUGGGGAGACAGGAUGUGGCACUUUGCUGUGUCUAUGUUUCUCAUGAAGCUCUAUGGCGAUAGUCUCCUUCUGACUGCUGUCUAUGGGCUGAUAGUUGCAGGAUCUGUCCUAUUGUUGGGAGCUAGCAUUGGAGAUUGGGUGGACAAAACUGCAAGGCUUAAAGUUGCUCAGACAUCCCUGAUUAUCCAGAAUGUCUCCGUCAUCAUUUGUGGCGUGAAUCUUAUGGUAGUUUUCCAUUUUGAUUGGGAGAUUCGCACCAUGUACAACGGCUGGCUACUUACUCUUUCCUACAUAUCAGUCAUAUCCAUGGCCAACAUUGCGAAUCUGGCAAGCACUGCUAUGUCAAUCACCAUUCAGAGGGAUUGGAUCGUAGUAAUUGCAGGUGGAGAUAGCAACGUCCUCUCAGUGAUGAAUGCCACCAUUCGCAUCAUUGAUCAGUUGACAAAUAUUGCGGCUCCGUUGGCAGUUGGCAAUAUAAUGACAUUUGGCUCCAUUAAGAUCGGCUGUGGUUUUAUCGCUGGUUGGAAUUUGUUCUCGAUGUUCAUGGAGUAUUUUCUGCUGAGGAACAUUUACCAAAAAACUCCUGCGCUGGCCAUCAAAGGAGGUCAGAAGGCAGAGGAACAGGAGAAGGAUUCACUGAACAUACAAAGAGAUAUUGAUUUGAGGCAGAUCAACACAGGUGAGAAACCAAAACCCACAAAUCCGGCUGAAGCUGUCUAUCUGAUGAGUGAGAAACCCCAAGAAAUUGAAAAACAUGCAGAAAAAGAGCAGAGUGCCUGUGGCAAAGUUCGGGAGCAUUUCCAGACAUUCAAGAAUGGUUGGAAGGCAUAUUACAAUCAGUCAGUGUUUUUGGCAGGCCUGGCCCUUUCAUUCCUCUACAUGACUGUCCUUGGAUUCGACUGCAUUACCAGUGGAUAUGCCAUCACCCAAGGUUUGAAAGAAUAUGUUGUCAGCAUAUUGAUGGCAGUCUCUGCUAUCGCUGGAAUUACUGGAUCAAUUGGCUUCACGUGGGUUUCCCGAAAAUGUGGCUUAAUUCGCACAGGAUUCAUUUCUGGUGUCACUCAGUUAUCCUGUCUGAUUUUGAGUGUAGUUUCUGUCUUCAUGCCUGGCAGUCCUUUGGAUUUGUCCAUCUCACCCUUUGACGGCUUCACCAAUAGGUUUUUGGAUGGAAAUAAUUUGACCAAAUCUGUCCUCCCGACCACGGCGUCAGCACUCGGAUUUGCCAACACAACAGCCACCCAGAGCGAUGAGCACAGCUUCAGGCCAGAGUCUUAUAUCUCAGUGAGCUUGCUCUUUGCUGGAGUCAUUGCAGCAAGAAUUGGCCUCUGGGCGUUCGACCUUACCGUGACACAACUCCUUCAAGAAAACGUGGCUGAAUCGGAAAGAGGAAUCGUUAACGGAGUCCAGAAUUCCUUGAAUUACCUCCUGGACCUGAUGCAUUUCAUCAUGGUGAUAUUAGCUCCAAAUCCAGAAAGCUUUGGGCUUCUUGUACUCAUCUCAGUUUCCUUUGUUGCCAUGGGUCAUGCAAUGUAUUUCAAGUUUGCUUAUAAAUCACUGAGAAGUCAGCUGUUUGCAUGCACCUCCAAAGAGCUGACAUCCCAGACCCCAAAUCCCCAAACACCCGAUUGUGAGGCAGUUAGCACCUGAGUAGCAAUUAAAGAGAUACUAUCCCUCCUUAUGUUUUGCAUUUUAUAACCAUUAGUCUUGCAUAGUCGCAAUACCUACUGUUUAAGUAGCUUGUAGCCAUCCCUUGUAGGAUACAUGAUGGAGGUCUUCAAGUACUGCAUUUACUUUAGUGCUUGUAGAUUUAUUUUCUGUUACAUAGUGUGCUAAGCAAUGAUUUGCAAAUACAGCUCAUGAAAAUGCCUUUAUAAUGCAUGUUUCAUACCUUCGUAGAGUCCUUUUGUAGACUCAGUGGUGUUCAACCUACUGUGAGACGUGCCAUUACAAGUGCUCAGGUCUACUGUGGAUGAUUCUGGCCAGCAAUGUUCCAACGCAACUAAAUCUGACAAAUUAAAGUCUUUGUUGUUGCAGAAUUGGAUAUCGACCAAGUUGGAAUAUACAGCGUAUUAAACCAAAGGGUUAAAGUUGCAGUUAUUUUAGGCUGAGCAUUUGCAUAUCUGUAUUGUGCCACUAGAAAAAUAAAGCUUUAACGUAGAUCUUGAUAGGACUUACUGCUACAAUAGCUUCUCUGUUUUGCUUUCGACAUUUAGUAUUCUUUUGGUAGAUUUUGAAGCAUAAAAAUCUCUGGACAGAGUUCUGUAGUUUUGGAUCCAGCUGUAAUUUGCCUUCUUAUCUAAGGUGUAAUUGGCAAGCAGACAGAGUCAUGAAACUUAGCUUAUUCCUAGCAAUGGAGAGUGACUUAACAACCAGCCUCAACAAUUGGCUGGAAACAGCACCGUUGUUUUUUAGGGGGAUUCUUAUUCUUUGGAAUAUUGCACAAAAUGUUCUUGCCAUAAACCACUUACUAACAGUCUGCCCCUUUUCCAUCUCAGUUGACCAGACUGACUGUCAGAAGAUUGCAGUCUCUAAAUCAUAGGCGAUUCUCAUAACAUCAAGAAAUCCUGCAGUGACAGAUUAACACAUCGUGUUAUUUACUGAUUCUGUAAGAAAGCAAAAGGCACUGGUCCCAAAAGCAGACAGGCAAUUUGUGAACCAGAUUGUGCAAACCUUCAAAAUGCUGCAGUAUAUUAAGUGGAUGUGGUAUUGGUUUAGCUCAGUGGUGGCCAACGUUUAUGGUCGGCCAAUAAAAUAAAUGUUCUUGAUUAAAUGCUUCUUGAUUUAUGACAUAAAAUUCAAUCAAGAAAGGCCUGGAAACGCAUUGAUUAAUUGAACCCGGACCUACUCUAAACUAAUGCGAAUUUCGGGGUGGGAUUGCUUCUUGACGAUCCCAUGGGCCGAUUCUAGCCCUCGGGCCAAGGGUUGGCACCACUGGUUUAGCUUUUAAGUUUGGUUUUAAAAUAAUAUUAAAAGGGAUACAGUCUCUUUAACAUCUAUUCUAUGCUAUGAAACAGUACCUUUAAUAGCAUUUUUACAUACUCGCUACUUCUUGGUGCUAAUUUCAUUACAAGGAAGUGUUUGGUAAACUGCCAGUAACAUACUUCAAAGCAAAGUGGGGUUUUAUAUGUGAUAACCUGUUCAAAACAAUCGAAGGGAGACCGGUUUUUCCCAACCAAAUUCUUUUUGAUACCAAAAUUGAAGGAGGUGCUUUAAUAAAUUUGUGAUAUUAUAGGCAGGCGGGAAAUUACUUGUGUCUUUUCUUGAACAUUGCAGGGAAAUGUGUACCUUAGGAAACAGUUGAUGUGUUAAAGCUAAAUUUAAAUAGAAAAAUGUGUUUAAAAUCAAUUUGUUACAUUGUCUUAUCUCUUGUUGGAAUAAGGUGGAUUCCCAAACAUUCAAAAGGGAUCUUUGCAAAAAAAUGAUAAACUGUUCUUGAUAAUCAUGCUUCUUGACAAUAUCGCCUCAAAACAGUUGCCAUAAAUAUGAUUUUUUUAAUAUAAAUGAGUACAGCGAUACUGUGAUUACUUACCCAGUGAACAUUCGGGAAGCGCAAAUAUUUUACAUGAGAUAUUCUUAUUUCUCUAGUAUCUGUCAUAGUGGAACUUGAAUGCGCUAGUGUCUAAGUUUGAUCCCAGAAUGUUAACCGAGUAUUAUAGCACAUACGGUCCGAAAUUAGCCAAUUUCAAAUCAGAUAAUAUCGUAUUUUGCGGUGAGCUCAAUUGAAAGCCAACUUGGUAUAAUAACAUGUUAUGAUUUGAUUUUGCACAAAACAUUGCAGAAACAAAGUGAAUAUCUAAAUUUCCCGAUUUGCAUUAACAAUUUUUUUUGGGCCAGCGUGUGUUUUUGUUUUGACAAGGUUCUGCAUCGUGAUUCAAUUCGAAAUUCAAUUUCUAGAUGAACCAAAGAGAUGUAUCAGCCAAUGUUUUGAAAUUGAUUUUAUCUUUUGCGACAUUGUAUUAAUUUUAAUGCCCCUGAUACAGACUGAAAAUUUUUAACAAAAUGUUGUUGUGUGACGGUUGAACACUCCAAAGCUACGGUUCCUGAAAUUACAAGCACUGUGGAAAUAAAUUGUUGCUAAAAUAA